CUUAUCUUUGCCUAUCCCACAAAUUUUGUUUACAUUAUAUAUAUAUAUAUAUAUAAUUAGUUUUAAUGGCCUGAGUCAGACAUUAUUAACUUAUUCAAUUCCCACUCUCUCACCAAUCUAUUGCAUUCCACAGAAGAACCGUGUCAGACGUAACCCGAUGGAGGAUCUUCUUCUGCUUCAUUGCUCUGCAAGCUACGCACCUCUAUCGCCUAUGAAUUUCCUGAAGCAAGCAGCCAAGGUUUGUGGAGAUAAGGUUUCCAUCGUUUAUGGCACCGUUGGCUUCUCCUGGAGAGAAACUCAUGAUAGAUGUCUCAGAAUUGCUUCUGCUUUGUCCCAGCUGGGGAUUUCUUCUGGUGAUACUGUCGCAGCUUUGGCGCCAAAUAUUCCGGCAUUAUAUGAGUUGCAUUUUGCCGUUCCAAUGGCUGGUGCAGUUCUCUCUGCACUUAACAUUAGGUUGGAUACAGCUACCUUAGCUGUAAUACUAGAAAAACUGGAGGCCAAAUUUAUUUUUAUCGAUAAUCAAUAUGUUCACGUUGUCCACGAAGCACUUGAAAUUCUAUCCCAAAAGAAGGGCAAGCAACCGUUUGUAGUGUUAAUCCAAGAAGAUGACCAGGCAACAACCCUAGUGGCAAAUUACGAGUUCGCCUCUGGUAGUAUGAAGUAUAAUGAUCUUCUUGGAAUGGGAGGGACUGAUUUCGAAAUAGUAAAACCAAAGGAUGAUGGUGAUCCAAUUUCUGUGAAUUUUACUUCCGGCUCAACUGGAGAACCUAAAGGAGUAUUAUACAGCCAUAGAGCUGCCUAUCUCAAUUCAUUAGCAUCUGUUAUCCGGUAUGACAUGAGGAUUGCCCCAGUGUUUUUAUGGACAGUGGACAUGUUUCGAUGUAAUGGAUGGUGUUGCACUUGGGCAAUGGCUGCUCUUGGCGGCACCAGCAUCUGCCUAAGAAAUGUCUCAGCAAAAGUCAUAUUCGAUUCCAUUCAUCUUCACACUGUAACUCACUUGUGUGGUGCACCUGCCAUUUUGAACAUGAUUGCGGAUGCACCAGCCUGUGAGCAAAGGCCACUUCCCUGUAAGGUUCAUGUUAUCAUUGCCGGUGUGUUGUCAAUGUCCCAAGUGCUCAAGGUUGAAGGAUUAGGUUUUACCGUUAGCUAUGCGUAUGGAAUGACAGAGGUCCUUGGCCCUGCAAUUGUUAGGCCAUGGAGAGCUGACUGGAAUUCUCGUUUCUCCAACGAACACAAAAAUGAUCAAUUCCAGGUUGGACUUGAUAACCUUGUGAUUGAAGAGGUUGAUGUGAAAGAAGCCGAUAGCAUGAAGAGCGUACCACGUGAUGGAAAAACAAUUGGAGAGAUAAUGUUUAGAGGCAAUACAUUGAUGUCAGGGUACCUCAAAAAUCCUAAAGCAACUCAGGAAGCUUUUAAGGAUGGAUGGUAUAGGACCAGAGACCUUGGGCUUAUGCAUCCAAAUGGUGUCAUACAACUGAAGGACCGCGCGAUGGAUAUUAUUGUUUCAGGGGGAGAGAUUAUUAGCACAUUGGAGGUGGAAGCAGUGUUGUUAAGCCACCCGAAGGUUUUGGAGGCUGCAGUUGUUGGAAAGCAUGAUGAUUGUUUGAAAGAGAAGCCUUGUGCUUUUGUGAAAUUGAAGGAGGGAUAUGAUGCAAGUUCUGUAGAGAUUGUCAAAUUUUGUGAGGAACAACUGCCAGAUUUUAUGGUUCCUCGAAUUGUAGUUUUUGGGGAAUUACCAGUCAAUUCGACAGGGAAGGUGCAAAAAUUUAGUCUCAGGCUGAAGGCUAAUGCCAUCCAUAACAAUAGGAUCAGUCCCAAAAAUGGGUGCCAGAGAUCGUAAAAGGUUUUUGUUUGAUAAGUAUCUUCACAAAUUAAACUUCUCUAUUCACAGUUCUAGCCAUAUUUCAUAUUUGACUUGCAUGCUUUGUUUGAUUAAUAAGCUUUUGAAACAAACAAUUUUCUUCUCAACUUUGUCUCAAGUUUCUGCCAGCAGUAAUAGUAAUAAUAAUAAUGAUGAUAACAGGCGUAGUUCAGACAUUUUAGAAGUGUGUGAUGUAAAUACAGAGAAUUAAGCAAUGUUUCCCUUUCAAAAAAAAUUAAGCAAUGUUUCAAGUUUCAACCCCUCUUUACUGAAACAGGGCCAGCAACCAGCCUGCUCUUAGGCCAAUCAAACAUAUUUUAAAAUGGGAUCCUACAUAUUACAAAACUUCUUCAAUGUAAGGUGAAAGUGAAACUAGAUUUUGCUUCCAGGCCACUAAGUGGGUGAAAGAGUAAAAAACAAAACGAGCUAAAUUAAUUAGUAAUCUUUUUAAAAUUAAACUUUGGAGGUGAUUUAUAAAUUUAAUUUACCUCACUGAUUAUGGUGGGACAUUAUGGAGGGGAGGCCUUAAUUAUAGUGGAAAUUUCUAAACGAACCAAGGUGUCGCUAAGCGAUAUCUACUUUCCUAAUGGAAUUGCACUGUCACCCUCAUGAUCAAGAUUAUCUAGUCUUAAUUUUGUGAGACUUCUAUGCUUUUGGUCAGUCACACCAGGGUUACUUAAUUAAUUGGAAAAUAAUUUCUCAUCUCUUAUUUUAUCAGAUCAUUAAAUAACCUUAAUGCAGUGCAUACUUUUUAUUUGGCCGAUUAAAGAGUCGUAUAUUUCGCAGGGGAGUUGCAUAAAGUAUUAUAUUAAAAAUUUAUCCACAAUUUGCCU
Messenger RNA from Durio zibethinus, 2694 nucleotides. Lineage: Eukaryota; Viridiplantae; Streptophyta; Magnoliopsida; Malvales; Malvaceae. The record is from RefSeq and is a predicted model, not a curated record.